AUGCAGAAUAGCUACAGAAAUUACAACGCAACAGGCAAUGAAACAGUCCCAAUGGAACACGACGUUCCUAGUUUCCCUUUUCACAACUGGACUCCGUAUGACGAAGUAAGCGAGCCCUGGUACACAUUAAUAUACUUGGAAAAUAUCCUGGUAGAACUAAUGUGCAUUCUAAUGCUGGUUGUGUACGACAAUUUCUUCUUCACAUUUUUGCACAGUGCAUCUGCGCAAUUCAAGAUCAUCCAAGCAUCUCUGGAGGAGCUGCGCGCGCGCUCCGUGGCGGCGGUGCGAGCCAGGCGGGGCGCAGCGCUUGGCGGGGUGGAGGCGCAGAAGAAGGCGGAGGCGCAAGCGGAUGUGUGGGAGAAGGAAGAAAAGGUAGAGGUGGACGUGGAGAUGCGGCGAAGGCUCAAGGCCAUUGUCCGCCACCACGACAUGGUGUACAGAUUCGUAGAUGAUGUUGAAUCUUUUGCAAAUCCAGUUUUGUUAAACCAAUUUGGAUCUAGUUCCAUCAUUUGUUGCAUGGCAGCUUUCAAUGUAGCAUUGAACCCUUCAUUGGACGUACGAAUAUUAACAUGUGCAUGUGUGUUUGGUGCAGCAGUUUUUGAACUAGGUAUAUUCUGUGCAGUAGGUGAUCAUCUCAUGGACCAGAGUUUGAAAGUUGAUUUUGCCGCCUACAAUUCUGAAUGGUACCGUUCAUCAAUAAGAAUUCGACGUGAUAUAAGUAUAAUAAAAAUGCGCACAUCAAGAUGUGCAAAAAUAACAAUCGGCAAAUUCUCUCCACUCAACUUGAAAAGUUAUGCAUCAAUAAUGCAUCUUAUAUACUCUUAUUAUACAAUGCUGACUGGAGUCAACAAAAGAGGAGGGAUAUAAAAAA
Molecule: messenger RNA, 871 nt
Organism: Gryllus bimaculatus (two-spotted cricket)
Lineage: Eukaryota; Metazoa; Arthropoda; Insecta; Orthoptera; Gryllidae
Source: the annotation of a GenBank genome assembly